CGGAACAGCACGGAGAGCUUGGGCUGAAGUAUCUAAAUCUAUCUGUGGCAGCACACACCACGGCAAAAAAAAAAACUUCGCCAGUUCGUACUUCUCUCUCGUCGAUAAACCAAACUGGAAUAUUCUACCCGGGCGAUUUAUACACUAAAUGGAAAGCUACGCGUUGUUACUACCUGUUCCCUGCAUGGGUUUGUGUGGAUUCUAUAUGCUCAGUGAGGAGAUGUUAUAACUGAUGAAUGGACAGUUAGGCAGUCCCUGCCUGUAGUCAUCCAACUAGUUUAUGGAGCACCGGCUUGCCGCAUGUUGCAUCCAUGGCACAGGAUGGAAAUGGCGUGAUAUCGCGGCAGCCCAGGUCUCUGACCAGGUCAUUGCGGCAGUCUAGCGGCCGGCAGCCUAUAGGCCAGCAGCCCCGAAUCGUUGACUUUCCGGCCCUACAAAGCGCUCCUCCCGAGAGACGGGCGCCGGGGAACGAAUACGUUUAUGAACCAGGCAAUGAGCUUCUCAACAAUACAAGGAAUAACAAUGACAACCCAGCCCAGCCCCACUUGCUGUCGGGAAGUCAUCAUCACCGAAACAACAGAUCAACUUUUAUUGUCGUGUCGGACAACGGCAAGACCAAAGUUUUAAAAUACGCCAAACGAGAAGUGAGUAGGACUAGCGAAGAAAGCGACUCGAGCGCCCAGACUACAACUCCUCUGCGCUGUUACGACAGCAAUAUCCCCAUCGCUUGUCAAGCUUGCGGGAAAUGUUGCUGCGACAAGUGCAGGACUAGAACAGAUUUUCCUCAAACCUGGCUGUGCGGGAGGUACAAAUGCUCGGCAGAGAACACGUUGGAAUAUUGCACCUGUCUAUUCUGUGUGAAAGGAUUAUUUUACCAUUUCGCGGACAGCAACCACGAUGAUUAUUCGUGGGGUGACAAACCAUGUUCAUGCGGGGAUAAGAAAUGUUGUAUGCGAUGGUCCAUUAUGGGAAUGAUCUCCCUUGUGUUGCCUUGUCUCUGGUGUUACCUGCCUGGGCGAGGGUGUAUAUCUUCCUGCAAACUCUGCUUCGCGAGGGACGGUUGCAAGUGCAAGGAAUCGGAGUACGAGACUUUGUAGCAUCAUCCUCGUCGUCAUCGUCACCCUGGGCCGACUUCAUUCUCAGCAAACUCACUAACAUCAUGUCCAUUCGACACCACAACCGGCCGGCAGGGUGCCUAGUUUCACGCCGCAGGGCCGCGGUUACUGUACACCCCAUGGAGUCAAUGACAUGCAUCGCCACGUGGCCACUACGGCAGAAUUUCCGUAACCCAAGGAUACUAUAUCAGUGCGGUGGUUGUAGAAACGACUCUCCUGUUGCAGCAGCAGAAGCAACCCUUCCAACGAUUGCUACGUUGCCACGCAACCUAAGAAAGCUGGUACCAUGGUAUCUUCCAGAACACCAGGGAUAUAUUGCAUCCACCUUGGCAGGAUUUCUCCGAUGUAGACACCUCGUGUGGAUGAGACCAAAUCGGUAGCGAUCUCAAGCCUUGAGAGAGAAAUUGUACACACAAUACCCCCACUGGUCAGUUGUAAUUACGACCAUGUAAAUGACCGCCUCGUGGUGGGUGACCAGCGUUAGGAUUGAAUUAUAUUAUUAUUGAUGGGAAACAUGGUGCAAUUUUGAACACUAUACACCUAGAUAGUGUGCUAAAUAUAAUAUGUAUAAAAUGUACGGUUAAAAAGAAGUAAGUAAAACCAAUAUGUCUUGUGUUCCUAUAAUAAUAAGACAAACCGAUUACAGGCCACGACGAAACGAAUCUCACUUAACUUCCAUGAAUGAAAAAGGAAACAUGAGGUGAAACUGAAAAACAAGUGAAUCACACGGGGCCCCCCUCAAACCACUUAUGUCAAAUUGACCUCCACCAAAUUCCCGCGUUUUUUUUGCAGCUUGCUUCACAAACCUCGUGUUAACAAACACUGAGUCAGGUUCAGUGUUUGUACAAAGUCUCGUCCCCACACACUACUAUCUCAUAUUUCAUCAUCAUCUCUUUGCUCUGUAUCUGAACUUCGGGCAGGAUGUUAUCCCCUCGAAUUACACUUUUUCAAAUAAGGUGUCCACUCAUAGGUCUAUAUUAAAAAUAAAAUUAAAGUGAAUCUAUACACUUUGUAUUUAUACAUGUACAUACAUAUUCUAUACAUACAAGUGUAUAUAUUCACUGGAACGACACGCGUGGAAUAUGCGUUAGGUCACGUGGUCGGUUUGUUAUUAAAGUCAUUGGGUUAUAUUUUACAGUAGGACUGUCACAGUUUUUAAAUAUCAUAUGAACAAGUUGUAUAACCUAUGGUAUUAUAUAGUGCGUAUCUGAUCGGAUUGUUUAUUGAAACCAGUUGUAAGAAAGCACCAAGUUCUUAUUAUAAAUAGAGGAUUCCUCCCCGAGAAUGCAUUUAUUGUAACUUAUAGUUUAUUGAAAUCAUGUCCGGACAGCAUUCAUCCCGUGAAAAACCAAGUUGUGAAAACAACCAUUACAUCAGUUUUUUUCCUGUAUUGUACACAAGGUGAUCGUGUUGCUCUAUUCAAUUGCAGCAUAUAACUAAACGCCUGUCGAUGUGCUGGGUUUCCGGCGGAUUUACAUGAACACAAUGCGUUGGGUUUCAAUGGGUUUGCAAACGGUAUUGAGUGCCAGUCAAUAUCCCAUUCACAACAAUUGGAAGAGAAAAAAAACGGGUUCAGCUGCAGUUCCGUGCGAAAGAGGUCUUUUUGCCUGGGGGUGAGGUAAGCUUGUCCUGUCGUUGGACCGUAAAGCGAGAGUCAUUAGUGGUGUAUAAAAACAUGUGAAUCCAACCAGUGUUGGUUUUUACACUGUUUUUCUGCAAGUUUGAAUUCACCUAAAGUCCCCAGAUACACGGGCAGUACGAGGCUGCAAUACCAAGUAAUUCUUAGCUAUUUUUAAAAUUUAUUUAUCAGCAACAGUUGGAAGAAAAUCAGGGAUUUUUGGUGCAUGUUGGGGUUUUCUGCACUCUGUAUAAUUCAUGCAUGCGUGCACAAUUCUCUGAGCAUUAUAUGACAAGCAAGGGGGUACAUGCAGCACUCAGCACGGCCAUCAAACACAGUAGUGUGGGCGGCCGUAGUUGGGUUUUUGUUCGGCGUAGUCGCGAUGUUAUUCAACACAGCCCUACCGACCGGGUAUAAAUUUCUCAAACGGAAUAAUAAAAAUGUCCCCGGCAAAAAAAAAUCUUAAAAGGCACAGGUUUCUUUGUGCAGUUAAGGUUUUUAUAGUCCUGUUAAAUCAACCAGAAAACUCAAGCGACACCGUGCCGAUUUCCCACCAGGGAUUUUCACACAUUUUCCCUCCCUUUUACCCCAGUUGAUCCGACCGAACGUUUCCAGACAAUGCAACCGAAAAGAUUAAAAACAAAUUCUGCUUAUUUUGGUUUUCCAUGCACGCGAAUCCAAACCCAAUACUUUCAGGUCUCAGGCGGACAUGUUUUGCUUGUAUUAAUAUUCCUCAGACCGGCCCAGAAGUUUAAUUCAG
This is a messenger RNA of Asterias rubens (European starfish), 3493 nucleotides long. Its product is annotated as protein sprouty homolog 2-like. Gene Ontology annotation, biological process: negative regulation of MAP kinase activity; negative regulation of Ras protein signal transduction; animal organ development. The record is from RefSeq and is a predicted model, not a curated record. Lineage: Eukaryota; Metazoa; Echinodermata; Asteroidea; Forcipulatida; Asteriidae. The transcript has 2 exons. Gene Ontology annotation, cellular component: membrane; cytosol. The coding region runs from base 312 to 1097 and encodes 261 amino acids.